Messenger RNA from Cladocopium goreaui, 1356 nucleotides. Lineage: Eukaryota; Dinophyceae; Suessiales; Symbiodiniaceae. The record is from the annotation of a GenBank genome assembly.
GGAUCAUGACCUCGCUACGCCAUGGACCGCGGAUGCGUGCCAGGUACCAAUUGCUUGGUGAAUGUGCCAAGGGAUAGCUAUGUGGCAGUGGAACGUUUUGGCGCCUUCCAGAAAGUCCUCGAGCCGGGCCACACAGACGCCAUCCGAUUCGCAGGCUUCGAUUUGUGUGGCACUUGCAUCAGCCUGCGCAAAAUCUCGACGCAGCUGGAGGAGGAGCAUUGCACCGUGACGACUCAGACAAGGGAUCACGAAUUUAUCACUGCCCAAGUGUUGAUCCAGUAUUCGGUAAUGCCCAAGAUGGCCAAAGAUGCCAUUUACAAGCUGUUGCAGCAAGAUCUGGCCGGGACGCUGCGAUCCUUUUUGAUCGGGCCGAUUCGCAGCUAUCUCAACCGAUACACCUUGGAAGAAGUGUUCGGCAAGAAGGAUGAGAUGACAGCGGCGCUGCACGGGCAACUGAGCGACUACUUGAAGAGCUACGGCUUUGCGAUCCAUUCCUUGCAGAUCACGGAAUUGGAAGUGAGUCCAGAGGUGAUGCACGCCCUCAAUGAGGCCACCAAGCAGCGGCGCAACAUGGAUACGGCGCGGCUGGAUAUGGCGAAGCUGUGUGAAGCUAAGGUGCGGGAAGCGGAAGCCUUUGCGGUGACUGCGGAGCUGAAGGGACAGGAGAUGAGCGAGGAAUGCCAGAGGCUGAUCAGAGCUGUGGAACCAUCGCAGCUCUUGAGGGGCUUUGAGGGAGCACAAAUCCUCAAAGCCAUCGAGGAGACUAAUGCUCAAUCGCUGCCUGAAGACUUGAACGUGGAGAUGUUAAUCAGCCUCCUCCAAGACAUCGACUCGGAGUCCGCCAGCGUUUUAGCUAAGUCCCAAGCUGCUGGCUUGGUCAUCGGACGCGCAGGGACACCCUCCCAGCAGGAGAUGACGUGAUAUGCCGAAUCGCAGUGAACGGCAACUGUAGCAGAUGGGUGUUGAGUCCCCAGCCUCGAACCGAACGGUUGCGUUUGUUGAGCGGCAGCCUUGCAGCCGGCGAAUGUGAGCCAUGGAGCCAUCGCAUUUCUGGACAAUCUCCAUGACUUCAGGGGAAGCUCAAUAGGCCAAGAGUCGAGGCCCAAGCCCUGUGCAUCGAGGCCAUUGCACCUAUGCAGGUGCUGAAAAUUGGGUUGUCAGCGGGCCCAAGUCAUCGCAGCGUAUAGGUGUGGCGCUGCAUGGCCACGCGCUGUGUGCUAGUUUUGUGCCUCUUGAGAGUGUUUUUGAAAGGAAAUAGGCGGUUGAAUCUCAAAUCCCAGAAAUGGAUUGAGAACCUGGAUCUCCUGGGUGCAUCUGGUGAUUUCUGUGCUCCCGUAAAGAGCAGUUUGAGCCAAA